AUGGAGUUAGAGAAUCUUGAAGAAGGGUAUCGUUUUCAUCCAACAGAUUCAGAGUUACUCACAUUCCUUUUGAGGUUUAUUGCUAAACAACCAUUGUGUGAUGAUGGUUAUAUUACUGAGCAUGAUGUUUACAAACAAGAACCUUGGAAGACUUAUAACCAUGGUCGCCAUUGUGGAGGACAAGAUGAUGAGGAUACUAGUAUUUACCGCUACUUCAUUACACCAAGGCAGAAGAAAGGGAACAGUUUUUGCAGAGUUGUGGGUGAAAAACUUGGAACUUGGAAGCAGCAAGAUAAGGGAAAGAAUGUAACUAUGAGUUAUGGUAAUCAGAGAAAGCCUUUGAUUAUCGGACGAAUGAAGAGUUAUUGCUAUGAGAAUACUAAGUAUGUUCAUGGGAAGUGGCUCAUGAAGGAAUAUGUGUUUUGUGAUACUCUUCUUAGAAAGUUCGAGAAUUCUGAGUAUAAAGAUUAUGUUAUCUGUGCCAUCAAAAAGUUGUCCAAAAAGAAUUCUUCUAAUGGUAGUCAAAGUAGCAAUCUGACAAGUAUUGAUUUUGUUGACGAACCAAUGGUGGAUACGGAGGUGACUUCAGGGGUAAAUUCUGUUGAGCCGUUGAUGGAUCAUGAAUAUAAGGCGAUCACUCCUAUCAAUGUUGUUGAAGAAUCAAUGGUGGAAUCUGCUACUGGUGAAGAGAAUGGUGCGUUGGAGCUAAGUACUUCUUCUCAAAUUCAAGAAUCUAAGAUUGCUGACUUUGAGAACGCGAUGCCAGAAAAUAAUGUUCUUGAAACAAUGGAUAUGUUGGAUCAGGACUAUGAGAUGAUCAGUCCUAUCAAUAUUGUUGAAGAACCAAUGGUGGAAUUUGAUGAUCUUGAGGUGAAAAUCCAAGAGGCUGCUGGUGAAGAGAACGGUGUUUUGGGGCCAACUACUUCUUCUCAAAUUCAAGAAUUUGAGAACGCCAUGCCAGAAAUUAAUCUGCCUAAAGAAAAGGAUAGAUUGACUGAAAAUACAGGUGACACAGUGUUGGACAAGAACCAGACACAAGAGGGUUGUAUUAUUGUUGCUAAUGAAGACUAUACUGCAUAUUUGGAACUUGAAGCCAAGAGUACAAGCUUUGUUGAACUACUAACUGUUGGGGGAGACUCUGCUAUGAAGAACAAUCAAGUGCAAACUCAAGAGGCUCCUGGGGAUGAGAUUAAUCGUCUGUUGAGGCAAACUAGUUUUUCUCAGAUUCAUCAACCUGUGAUCCCUGACUUUGCGAAUGGACCAGAAAAAACUAUGCCUGAAAUAUUGAAUACUUUAGCUGAAUAUAUGGGUGUCACAGUGUUGAUGUAUCCGGACUAUGAGCUGACCACUCCUUUUGAUUUUUCUGAACAACCAAUAGUAGAAUAUAAUGAACCUCAGGUGCAGACUCAAGAGGCUGCUGGUGAAGAGAAUGGUCUGUUGCGGCUAACUGAUAUUUCUCAAAAUCAAGAACAUGUGAUGCCAGAAAUUAAUGUGCCUGAAAUGUUUGAUACGGGUGACACACUGUUUGAGAAGAACGAGACACAACAAGAGACACUUUGUGAAACAGAAGAAUCGAGCUUUAUUUCUGACCUUGUGGAAGACAUGUCAGAUCAUGCGACUAUGAAGGAGAGAUUGGCUGCAAGUAGGAUGGAUCACAAUACAUUAAUGUUGGACCAACAGUCUUGGCUGUCAAAGACGUAUUUACAAGAUAUGCUGCUAUGA
Molecule: messenger RNA, 1722 nt
Organism: Lycium ferocissimum
Lineage: Eukaryota; Viridiplantae; Streptophyta; Magnoliopsida; Solanales; Solanaceae
Product: NAC domain-containing protein 78-like
Exons: 1
Coding region: 1-1722 (573 amino acids)
Biological process (GO): regulation of DNA-templated transcription
Molecular function (GO): DNA binding
Source: RefSeq, a predicted model, not a curated record